UCCAACUUGGAAAAUCGGAGGUUUUUUCCCCCCCUUCGAAAUAAAAUCGUAUGAAAAACGUGGUCCAUGCCCUCUCCACACGCAUCUAUAGGUAAACAUGUUUCCACGUAACGGAGCGGGAACUAUAAGGAAGAAAUACCAAGUACAUAGUCCGGACGCGGGAUCCAUUGGCUGGACCCUUGCACAUGUGGCUUCUUGCAGGGCGCCAAGAGCUAAAGGCCGGGCUACCUCCAGAGCUCAAGCUCACGUCUUAUUGUUGAUGCCUGCAGCGCGGCUCCGAUGAGAACACGACUGCUACAGCUUGCUGAUUGCUCUUGGUGAAUAAAUUGAUGCUGUUCCGAACAGAACUGUGAGAGUAUGAAGUUCGCCUGGUGAGCUUGCUGACUCGGACAUAUCAACCGCAACUACUGUACCUACUAGAAUCUGGCACAUCUCACGCAAAGCCAAAAACUCCCUCGAAACUUGAACCCUACACGUCGCAACCCCCUCCAUAAUGUCUACCACCCACACCAAAGGCACAUCUACGGAUACGCUCCACCAUGAGGCAGCCGGCCUGCAACAUCGACCCAUCUCAGUCGCGGUCAACCCAGUAGCGCUCGUUGUUACAGAAUGCGUGACAGUCACGUCGGCAAUGCGAAAGCAUGCCCGGUGGGCGCAUUCUUCAGUCGCGGCGAUUCUCGGUGGCUCCUCGAACAAAGCACCAGCGGUUCAGAAGCGCGACCGGGCUGGCCAAGGCAUCGUGAGCGGAGAGGGGCAGCAAGAGGAGGCGGUACCCAGCAGAUGGGGUUUGCGAGGAAAGAAGGGCAAGAGCAUGCAAGAUAAUCCUCUCAUGUCUGCAUUUGCGCGCCUGAGGAGUGAGCUCAAGGGUUGCAAAGAUAUCAAGACUUUCGAUACCCCUUCAAUGCUCCACCCCUUUCUACAGGUCAUUCGCUCCUCCUCCACGUCUGCGCCUAUUACCUCACUCGCCCUAAUCGCCAUUACCAAAUUCCUAUCCUACAACAUCAUUGGGCGCGACUCACCACGACUCCCCGAGGCUAUGCAACAGCUCUCCUCAGCCAUCACGCACUGCCGUUUUGAAGCUAGCGAUACUGCCGCUGAUGAGAUUGUACUUCUACGGAUAUUGAAGCUCAUGGAGGGCAUGGUUUCCGGGCCAUGUGGUGAGAUUCUGGGGGACGAGAGUAUAUGCGAAAUGAUGGAGACGGGACUGAGCAUGUGCUGCCAGGCAAGACUAUCUGAAUUGCUGCGUCGGUCUGCCGAGAUCGCCAUGGUUUCCAUGUGUCAGGUCAUAUUCAAGCGUCUAAAGACACUGGAAAUUGAAUCCCCCGAAGAGCUCGAAGCAUUGGACGAGGAAUUGGACAACGACGAGAAGCAGGAUGGCUUGAAGAUGGACCCUUCAAUGGGCGUGCAAAACGAUAAUGGACCCUCAAUCAAAGUAGAAGAACCACAACAACCAAGCACAUCGGACAAGGGUCAGGACGAUACCGAUAGCAACGCGCCUAAUCCUACAGGGAGCACACUGGAUUUAUUGGCGACAACAGAACCCGAACAGACAUCAAUCGAGACUACUGGACCAUACUCCUUACCAUCGAUCCGAGAAUUGUUCCGCGUACUCGUAGAUUUGCUGGAUCCGCAUGACAGAAGUCAUACAGACACGAUGCGUGUGAUGGCUCUGCGAAUUGUGGAUGUCGCACUUGAAGUGGCUGGUCCUUCAAUAGCAAGUCAUCCUAGCUUAGCAAAUUUGGCCAAGGACACACUAUGUCGGCACCUUUUCCAGCUCGUUCGUUCCGAGAAUAUGGCGGUUCUGAAUGAGUCACUCCGCGUUGCUGGUACUUUGCUAGCAACAUGUAGGAGUGUUCUUAAGUUGCAGCAAGAGCUAUAUCUAUCAUAUUUGGUGGCAUGUCUUUUCCCACGCGUUGAAAUCCCGCUUGAACCUGGUAUCGAGCCCUCCUUAUACGAAGGAGUUCCACAGGCUCCCAGUCUUAUCAAGCCAUCACCGCAGCAGAACAGCGGCAGUGGUCGUUCUACGCCCGUACCUGUCAAGGACCGACAAAAGCUUGGUUUGGAGGGUGGAGCGAGGAAGCCCGAUGCUAGAGAAGCCAUGGUGGAGAAUCUAGGUGCCUUGGUUCGCAUACCUUCAUUCAUGGCAGAGCUUUUUGUCAACUUUGACUGCGAGACGGAUCGCAUGGAUGUCUGUAUGGACAUAAUCGGCCUAUUGUCACGAAAUGCCUUCCCAGAUUCAGCAACUUGGAGCACCGUCAACGUACCACCAUUGUGCUUAGAUGCAUUGCUUGGAUUCAUACAAUCAAUGGCAGAUCGACUUGAAGAUGAGCCAGUCACAGAAGGCUUCCCGAGCCCGGAUUUGCUCCGAGAACAACGAGCCCGGAAGAAGAUUAUCAUUCGUGGCGCUACGAAGUUCAAUGAAAGCCCGAAGGGUGGCGUAGCAUUCCUUGCGUCGCAGGGAAUCAUCAAGAACCCAGACGACCCCAAAUGUAUUGCCGAAUUUGUCAAAGGAACUACUCGGGUUGACAAAAAAGUACUAGGAGAGUUCAUCUCCAAAAGAUCAAAUGAGGGCUUACUCCACGCUUUCAUGUCCCUGUUUGAUUUCAAGGGUCUUCGUGUUGAUGAAGCGCUGAGGCAAUUACUCAAUUCCUUCAGAUUACCAGGAGAGUCCCAGUUGAUCGAGAGAAUCGUGACAGAAUUCUCGGAACAAUACUACGAACAGGCACAACCAGAGGACAUCGCCAACAAAGAUGCGAUUUAUGUCCUUAUCUAUGCAGUCAUCAUGCUCAACACCGAUCAGCACAACCCAAACUUGAAAUCGAAGCGCAUGGCUUUCGAAGAUUUUGCUAAAAAUCUGAGGGGCGUCAACGACGGGAAAGAUUUCAACCCCGACUUCCUGCGCGCUAUAUUUGAAUCCAUCAAGACUCGCGAAAUCAUCCUUCCCGAAGAACACGGGGAUCGCCAUGCGUACGAUCAUGCUUGGAAAGAGUUGUUGAUCAAAAUACAGUCCACGCCCGAUCUUGUAAUAUGCGAUACCAACAUUUUCGAUGCGGACAUGUUCGCUGCAACAUGGAAACCGAUCGUUGCAACCUUAUCAUACGUGUUCAUGUCCGCCACGGACGAUGCAGUAUUCUCUCGUGUAGUCACUGGGUUCGACCAGUGUGCACAAAUCGCUGCAAAAGCUGGGCUAAGUGACGCACUGGAUCACAUCAUCUCUUGUCUUUCGUAUAUUAGCACAUUGGCGCCGGACAUCCCUCCUAGCACUGCGCUGAACACUGAGGUUCAAGUAGAGAAGAAGAGCGUCAUGGUCAGCGAAACGGCUGUCAGGUUUGGGCGAGAUGGAAGGGCACAAUUGGCCACGGUUGUUCUGUUCCAAGUGAUUAAGGGCAGUGAAGCAUCUAUUCGUGAUGGAUGGAAUCAUCUCAUUCAUAUCAUGGUCAACCUGUUUGUCAACUCGCUGAUCCCCCCCUACUUCUUAUCGUUCCAAAAAACUUUGGCGUUACCACCGAUACCUCUCCAAAGCCCUGCCCAAGUUAUCGAUCGAGCCGAAAGGCCUGCCGACGCAGGUAUAUUCUCAGCUCUCACAUCCUAUGUUUCGAGUUUCGCCAAUGAUGAGCCUCCCGAACCAUCCGAUCAAGAGAUUGAAUACACGCUGUGCACAGUAGACACCGUCAAAGAAUGUCACUUCGAAGACAUCCUGGCAAAUAUAAGCCAGCUUCCCGUAGAAUCUCUGCGCUCCCUGCUCAUGUCUUUGUUGGAGCAGAUCCCCGAGGAUGGUUCUCCACGCGUCAUUGUGGUGAAACCGGAAGUGCCAUCGCAACCAAGUCCUCGAACCAAUGGCAACAGAGCGAAACCUAACCGCCCCGCAUACGACCCGAGCUUGGUGUUUGUUCUCGAAUUAGCAACUAUGCUUGCGGUUCGAGACGAGGAAACUGUGAAGGAGCUUGCAAAGGACGUUGCCGAUGCAUUGUCGACUGUAAUCAGGAAUGCUUCCAAACUUCACCCUGUGGUCGUUGCACGGGCAGUAUACUAUCUCUUGGUGAUACUCAAAGCUAGCAAUGACUACGAUUUCAUCAGGGCUCCUAUUCUCCUCCAUACCUUCUCCACGUUCGACAAGGAGCUUCUCAAGCAAUGCGCAGACCCACUCCUAAAGGGACUCUCGGAAUGUUGCAAAGGACCAAAUGGCCUUCGCAUAGAGUUGGCGAAUUCACCAGACUUCUGGUCCCUUUUGAAUACUUUGCACCAGGUGCCGGAGGUCGCCGGCGAUGUGUUCCAGCUGGUCGAGGAUCUUACUACUUCAGCGCAGCCUGGAAUUACAGCCGAUAAUUACGAGGCCGCGAUAGCGCUCCUUAACGAGUUUGCCACUGCAGCACAAGUUGGAGCUAGAGAAGAGCAAUUGCACGAUCAAGCUAUCAAACGCGGGCAAGCAUCCAAAUCUAAGAAGCCUGAAAGUAACGAGGUAGUAGUCCGUGGAAGUACAGCGAUGACAAUUGUAUUCCAAAUGUCAAGCCGUGUGCCCGCUUUCAUUGAGCAAUCGCAGCUCGAAGCAAAAGAAGCGUGGACAGCUUACUGGUCGCCUAUCCUUAAGACGUUAACACACCAGUGCCUUAAUCCUUGCCGAGAGAUUCGACAGCAUGCAUUCGGCUCACUACAGCGGACACUAUUGUCAAACGAACUUGCAUCCAAAGAUCACAGCGAGUGGACAGCCAUUUUCAAGGAGGUCUUGUUCCCUCUCAUCACACAAUUGCUCAAACCAGAGGUAUAUCAAUCUGACCCACUGGGCAUGAGCGAGACACGGGUACGUGCAGCUACGCUGCUUUCCAAAGUGUAUCUACAUUACCUGGGCAUGCUCUCCGAAACGGAUGAAUUGCUUGACCUGUGGCUGAAAAUCGUCACCAUCAUGGACCGUCUAAUCAAUAGCGGGCAAGGUGAUAACCUAGAGGAGGCGGUAUCGGAGAACCUGAAGAAUAUGCUGCUUGUGAUGUCCAACGGCGGAUAUCUAGCACCACCCGAGGAAGAACCUGAAGGAGAAGAGAUGUGGAAUGAGACUUGGAAGCGCAUUAACCGAUUUCUACCCAAUUUUUUCGCCGAGCUGUUCCCAGAGGAAGCGAAGAAGCCGAAGAGCGAGAGGAAAGCGAAGGAUGACAAGGCAAAAGGCAAAGAAGAAGUGAAGGAUGAGGCAGAGCAACCCUCAACGGCAAAGCCUGCAGAGGAGGGCGAUGACGAGUCGAAGUAA
Periconia digitata is the source of this 5236-nucleotide messenger RNA. The record is from the annotation of a GenBank genome assembly. Lineage: Eukaryota; Fungi; Ascomycota; Dothideomycetes; Pleosporales; Periconiaceae.